AUGGAUCAUAACCUCACACCAAACCAAACGCUUUCAAUUACUGAAGGAGGGAAGAUUGAAACAGAAGGCAAGUCACCAAUUCACUCCCUCACUGCAGACUUGGUCCCUGGCAUGCAGCAAUGUCGAGGCAAUACAAUGUUUUGGAAAAAUCUCCAUGCAGACAUAGUUUCAAAAAUUGUGGAGGGCCAAGCUAGAUGGGGUGUCAUAAAAAAAACCGCCCAAUUCGCUCUCGUUAUCAUGCCCGCAUGCAUCUCCUACAUAAAGGCAAUGAAAGGAAAAAUUGAAAUUGCCCCUGCCACUGCAAUUAUGGUAUUCAAGGAAUCAGAAGAAAUGGCCAAGUUGAAGCAACAAGAAGUGGAAAGCGGAUUCGAACUAUUUCGUAAGUUUGCAAAAAUAGUGGAUCCGGCAGGAAACUGGGACAACAUGACUGUGGCCGGGGUCAUGAAUUUCAUGGGUCGUGGUCGCCGCACUUGA
Molecule: messenger RNA, 474 nt
Organism: Prunus armeniaca (apricot)
Lineage: Eukaryota; Viridiplantae; Streptophyta; Magnoliopsida; Rosales; Rosaceae
Source: the annotation of a GenBank genome assembly